UGUUUUUCAACAUCGACGCCGGCCGUCGUGGCCAGACCUGGCACCUCCAGGGCAGAGCCGCCGAGUUCUGCGACUUUCUCUCUUUUGAAGACUUCUACGUAGACCCCAACAUUACGUUCACAACGGAGGAGUCAUGACCCUUCUGGAGCAUGCCCCGAACCAGGUCCGCCCAAACGCCAACGGCGCCGUGCCAGCCCACAUCCUCCAGAGGGUCCCCAGCUCGCUCAUCAAACCUGAGGCGUCCCGAGGCAGACCAGUCGAGCUGUGCGACUUCCUCCUGCGGUAUGGCGCCAGACCCCCUCAACUCAACUGGCGCAAGGGCAUCUGCAUCGCCCACAGCAUCCCGCGCGGCGUCCUGCACUGCCUCGUCCAGGGCGGUGACAGCGCCGCCCAGGCAGCUCGCAUGAUCCUAGAGCAUCCAGACCCCCUGGCUCGGCGGCCACAUCCGCGCCACGGCUUGCCGGAGACAGGAUGUGUCGCCCGUCAUUGUCAGAGUUCGAUUCCGGCACUCGAUAUACGACACGAUCAUCAACAAGUCAAGGCUGUGUUGUUUGUCGUGCUGGAUGGCUGUCCGUCCUGCGGCUUUGCCUCGUUCGCCUGGUCACCUCUCCCCCCAUCCUCCCACUGCCGCCUGUCAUCACACAUCCCACCAGCAUCUACCGGUUAUGAGCCCGGGCGUGCGGAUACUCGGCAGCGACAGCAAUGGCACGACUUCCACUUCAGCAUUAUGUACGACCUGGUUUCGGCCCGGCCUCUACAGAAUCUCAGCAGAUGGGUGCUGACCAGCACGACCCGUAUCAGCCUUGGCUCCUCACAUCUUGCACUGGAGCAAAGCUGCCAGGUCAGUCACCCAUCUGCUUGGGAACUCGUGGGAGUCAAUGUGCGUGCCGGGAUGACGUGGUGAGGAGGUCAUUGUGAUGCUGCCGCUGCCUGAGUCGAGGGUGGCAUGGUCAGGUCGGGCUUGGUUCUGCCUCUUGGACUGGACCGGCGUUGCCCC
Microdochium trichocladiopsis is the source of this 997-nucleotide messenger RNA. RefSeq lists its product as uncharacterized. The transcript has a single exon. Bases 134 to 904 code for a protein of 256 amino acids. Lineage: Eukaryota; Fungi; Ascomycota; Sordariomycetes; Xylariales; Microdochiaceae. The record is from RefSeq and is a predicted model, not a curated record.